Messenger RNA from Prunus armeniaca (apricot), 405 nucleotides. NCBI's taxonomy places the organism in Eukaryota, Viridiplantae, Streptophyta, Magnoliopsida, Rosales, Rosaceae. The record is from the annotation of a GenBank genome assembly.
AUGAAGAGUGAUGGAAUACAUCAGAAAGGAUUACGAUUUUCCUUAAUGAUUUGUCAUUUUAUGGUUCCGGCAUCCAUUAACUGCAGAUUGCUUGAACAUCAGAGAGAGGGAGUGAAGUUUCUAUAUAAUCUGUACAAGAACAACCAUGGAGGUAUUCUUGGUGAUGACAUGGGACUAGGAAAAACCAUCCAAACUAUUGCAUUCUUGGCUGCUGUGUUUGGGAACGAUGGGGAUUGUAUGGACUCCACAUUACUGAAGAAGAAUCAGACAGCAGAAAGAGGCCCUGUUCUCAUAGUUUGCCCUUCUUCAGUUAUCCACAAUUGGGAGAGUGAAUUCUCUAAGUGGGCUAACUUUAGUGUUGCUGUUUACCAUGGGCAAAUCGUGAUUUGGUUUAUGAUAAGUUAG